AUGUCAACUGUAGAUCCAGGUAGCAAUUCAAGAGCCAGUAUCAAUGGGUCUGCGACUGCCAUCGCAAGUCUUUUACGCAAUCAUAAAGACUUAAAGCAGAGGCAGGGAUUGUUCCAGGCUAAACAGACGGACUUCUUUCGUUACAAGAGAUUCGUUAGGGCACUACAUUCCGAGGAGUAUGCCAACAAAUCUUCAAGACAACCAGAGGUGUACCCAGUUAUGCCUUCCACCAAGAUCGAAGACCAACUUAAGUCACGUGAAAUCUUCAUUCAACUCAUAAAGGCACAGAUGGUGAUCCCUGUGAAAAAAUUGCAUAGUCAAGAAUGCAAAGAGCAUGGGUUGAAGCCAAGUAAGGACUUUCCGCAUCUAAUUGUUUCAAACAAGGCUCAAUUGGAGGCUGAUGAGUAUUUUGUCUGGAAUUACAACGCCAAGACCUAUAUGGAUUACUUGAUCGUUAUUGGUGUCGUAUCCAUCAUAUUGGCGCUCGUAUGCUACCCAUUGUGGCCACGGUCCAUGAGACGCGGCUCCUAUUACGUGUCUCUGGGUGCCUUUGGCAUCUUGGCAGGCUUCUUCGCUGUCGCUAUCUUAAGAUUGAUCCUAUACGUUUUAUCAUUAGUUAUCUAUAGAGAUGUUGGCGGGUUCUGGAUCUUCCCCAACCUGUUCGAAGACUGUGGUGUGUUAGAGAGUUUCAAGCCAUUUUAUGGCUUCGGUGAGAAGGAUACCUACAGCUACAAAAAGAAGCUGAAAAGAAUGAAGAAAAAACAAGCCAAGAGGGAAAGCAAUAAGAAAAAAACUAUCAAUGAGGUUGUCAGUGAAAAAUCCGAACAAAACUAA
This is a messenger RNA of Saccharomyces mikatae IFO 1815, 834 nucleotides long. RefSeq names its product Sec63 complex subunit SEC62 (gene SEC62). The transcript has a single exon. Bases 1 to 834 code for a protein of 277 amino acids. Gene Ontology annotation, cellular component: endoplasmic reticulum; endoplasmic reticulum membrane. The record is from RefSeq and is a predicted model, not a curated record. Lineage: Eukaryota; Fungi; Ascomycota; Saccharomycetes; Saccharomycetales; Saccharomycetaceae. Gene Ontology annotation, biological process: post-translational protein targeting to membrane, translocation.